This is a messenger RNA of Lotus japonicus, 4542 nucleotides long. RefSeq names its product phospholipase A1-Igamma2, chloroplastic-like. Gene Ontology annotation, molecular function: glycerophospholipase activity. Gene Ontology annotation, biological process: lipid metabolic process. The transcript has 2 exons. The record is from RefSeq and is a predicted model, not a curated record. The coding region runs from base 152 to 1339 and encodes 395 amino acids. Lineage: Eukaryota; Viridiplantae; Streptophyta; Magnoliopsida; Fabales; Fabaceae.
UUUAUUCUGGUACGCGUCUACCUAAUUUUGUAUUGCACUGCUGCAAGUCUUCGCCCAGACUCUAUAACAAAUUCUUAAGCUCAUUAAAUUUUCCUCAUGUUGUUGAAAGUAGAUUGAAGCUACUAAAAUCGAUCAAUAACACGGUGAAUCAAUGGCUGCUUCAAUCUCAUACAUUCUAAUUCCUUUGUCCAAAACGCAUCAAGCUAGCUUCCCACCAAGUCUAAUCCCAACACCACCACCAUCGUAUAUCACCCAAAUCCAAAAGUCAACCACGAAACUCAUAGUCCGCAACAACAAAAACAACUCCUCCUCCUCCGCGAUCUCCACCGCCGAUGUGUGGCGAGAAAUCCACGGCGAGAAUGACUGGGCCGGGCUUUUGGAGCCCAUGGACCCUACCCUGCGGCGGGAGCUGAUCCGCUACGGCGAGAUGGCACAGGCCUGCUACGACGCUUUCGACUUCUACCGUUUCUCCGAGUACCGCGAGAGCUGCCUCUUCCCGCGCCGUGACUUCUUCGACUCCCUCGACAUGUGCCACCAUGGCUACAUCGUCACGCGCUACCUCUACACCACCGGCAGCAGCUUUUUCAAGAAGUGGAGCAACCAAGCUAAAUGGGCUGGGUACGUCGCCGUUUCAGAUGACGCCACCUCUCACCGACUCGGCCGCAGGGACAUCACCGUCGCGUGGCACGGCACCAGCGCGUACCUCAAGUGGGUGCCGUACCUCGUACCUGUCUCCUCUCACUCCAUCCCUUGCCCCGAUCAAAAAGUUAAGAAGGUGGAAUCUGGGUUAUUGGAGCUUUACACCAAUAAAGACCAAACAUGCAGAUAUUGCAAGUACUCGGCGAGGGAACAAGUUCUCUCUGAGUUGAAGAGGUUGAUGGAGCGCUACUACGACGAGGAACUAAGUAUCACUGUCACGGGUCACAGUCUGGGGAGCGCGUUGGCUGUUUUGAGCGCUUACGACAUCGCUGAAAUGGGGUUAAACGGGAAGAGGAACAACAAUGUCAUUCCGAUUUCUGUGAUGUCAUUUUCGAGCCGAAGGGUUGUGAAUACGAGGUUCAAGGAGAGGUUAGAAAUGUUGGGGGUGAAGGUGCUAAGGGUGGUGAAUGUGCAUGACAUGGAGGUCAGGCCGCCGAGGGUGAUGAAGCUCGUGGAUGAUCUGUUGUGGAGUUAUUCUCAUGUUGGGGUGGAACUGGCGUUGGACCAAAAGAACUCACCUUUUCUUAAGCCGGAUGUCGAUCCUGCCUCUGCCCAUAACUUGGAGGUUCUUUUGCAUUUGAUUGACGGGUUAGUGUCAUUAAAUAAUUAUCUCUAUACCUUAUCGUCAUGCAUGAGUUGAGUUCAGAUUCUCUACAACUUGAACAACAAAUAAAUCACCCAAAAUUAUAUUCCCUUGUCCCUAAUUACAAGACCUCAUGAGGACUAUUACAGUUUUAAGAAAAUAUGUAAUGAGUCUAAUUAGUGCAUUUGUUUUUAAAAAAUUCAUACAAUUUUUCCUAAUUACCAGAAUUUCAUGGGUAAUAUAAGAAAAUGAAUAAUUUUUUUACAAACUUAUUGCUAACAGUUUGAAAUACCCCUUAGUGCGAAGUCCGGAAUACUCCUGGUGCGAAGUUCAGAAUAUUGAGUCUACCCUAGUUAGAAUCUGUAAAGAAUUAUUCUUGAACAUAAUUCAUUCUCUUUACAUAUGGAAAGCAUUGGUAGCCAAAAACUCUUAGUCUAGGGUAAUAUGGUCUUUUAGACUUUUACGCCCAAAACUCCAGAGUAUGAAGUUUCUUUACCAAUGGAAAAUACUGACAAUUGAUAAAUAAGGAAACCAACUAUUAAGGAAGCAUUAACCCAAAAUGAAAAACUCAAGUUAAUCCUGUUUUGACAAUGUGAUGAUGAUGUUUGUGUUUGGCAAGACCAUUUUACUAUGGCGUAUAAGGAAAUGCAAGUUGCUGAGAUAUUCUUUUGUAAGCUAAAUAAUUCAUGAACUUAAUUGUAAGUGAUUAAUCUUUGAAACUCCUCCGUCCUCACUUUGAAAGUCUUUAAUCUUCCACUGAAAAUGUUUCUCAAUAGAGGCUUGAAGUUUAAGAAAUCAAGUAUAAAAGUCAGAUUUAUUUCUUAAAUGAUAUAAUCAUGUUCUCUCUUGAUGCUUUGUUCCUCUGUUCCUUCUGCGGCAAGGGUUCCUCUCCCAUUCCAUGGCUUGCAGCGGGGCGUGCGUUCAACUAGUGGAGCCCCAAUUUCUAUGGAAGAUGCGGACGACGAUGGAGACCCCUCGCACAAAAAUGACAACACAGAUCAGGAAAAAGGAAAAAGAAGGAUCCUCUAUUUCAUCCUUUACCCUGUUCGUCGAUGGGAUCCCUAAUCUCGUCGACUACUUCCAUAUUCGUCCUCUCUUUGGCCACAUCGGAAGCUUGGUAAACGUCUUUGUUCAGAAGCAGAGUAGGUUUGGGAGGGCCUACCAUUUCGGUUGCCUGAGGUACUCGUUGUUAGAACUAACUACUUCAGCGAUAGAUUUGCUCAACGCCGUUUCGAUUUCGUGAGGUACCUUUCGGUGGCCUUGGGAAAAAUUUCCAAAAUCAGUAAGUGUCGGGUUGAGUGCUACCGAGGACAAUCUUUCGCCAUCGCCAGUGAAGGUUGGCUGUGUGUUAGCUCCUUCAAAUGACGAACUCAAGAUGAUCAUAGAGCUCUCUAGGGACUCUCCUUGCUCUAGCUGGCUGACGAUGCUCCUUUUCUCGGAGACCAUCAAUUCUUGGUUCCUGGGAGGCUCGACUUUAGGUGAGGAGGAACGUUGUUCUUGCGAUGCCCUUUUCCAGAAUUGGGAUUGGGUGAUCUUGUCUCUGUUGGUGACGUUUGCCUGGAAGGUUUUUUUUACUCCCUUCUCCGGUCUGUGGUGGUGUUGGAGUGGAUAUCCAGCGGGUUGUGAGGUAGUUACAGUGUCGGAGCGGCAGAGGAGGGGUCGACAAAGGAAAGGCUCGAUAGUAGGAAAACAGAAGGACAAAGGAGUGUUGGUUGAUGAGGUCGUCAUGCAAUUGGUGGUAAAGGAAUCUUUUUUGAUUCUCCCUAAAGCUUGUGGCUCUGCUUGUGCUCUGACAUGAGCUCGUAGGGACUUUCUAAUUGUCAAAUGUAAGACCCAAGAUUUUAAGCUUAGGAUCAGUGGAAGAGAUUUCCAUUUACGAUUAGGGUUGAUGUAUUGUGAAAGAAAACCUGAACUAGAGUUUACCAAAUGAAAUAAAUUUAUGAAGGAGAAAGUUCAGGAAAAGUCAAAGGAUUACAUCAUGAUCGAUAAAAGUUAUAGUACGAUCGUUAUACGCUUAACCUAGGUCAGAAACCCUAGUAUAUAGCUAAUUUUCACUUUUAGGCACGACGGAAGUUAAUUCCAAAAAUCUUCAGAGAAAUGUUAGAACUUCUCUUUUUCCAUAUAUCACAAUCGUUUCGAGGCGAAACUCUAGGAUCUACGAACGUCCGAUUCCAAUCAUCGGAAGUUUGUCGAAACCGAAUCCCUGGUAUUUCAAAACCCUAGAAUUUCUCGACAAUGAAGACUUUAUCUAUUCAGAGCUUCAAAUGAAUAUUCUACACGCGUACACCCAUUUCUCUUGAUGAUUUCAAUCUUUCUUCCGAAGGAAGUUUUCUAUUCCGACAUUCGAUGCAAAAAGCAACUUAUCGGGUAAAAUAGUUUUAUACCGACUAUGCUUUAGUUGCCAAAAAUACAAAGAGACCUCAUUUUAGUUUUGGAAUUCUUUCGCCAAAACCUAUCUUAGAAUUCACGGAGAAUGACGCCGGAAAAAUCAGAUUCGCGAAACUUUCAUUUUACCGCGUUUUGCCAACCUCUAUAUAUAGCCAAGAAAUGAAAAAAAAAACAAAUAUCUUACCCAUUUCAUCCAAGGAGGCCGCGAGUUUGAGAGGAGAGGAGGAGAAGAAGAUUUUGUUCAAUCCUUGCUUGAUCGUUGAUUAAUCAGUUGCUGCUUCAAGGUUUCGAGGUAUAGUCGCUAAUCCUUACCUCUGAUCGCUUUUUCCAUAGCUUUUCUGUAGAGUUUUCUGAGCGGAUAGUUUAUGGGUUUUUGCAAAACUAUCCUGAAUCUUUCAUUUCUGAUUCUAAACCUCUUCUAUAUGUGCCCAAGAUCACUUCUGCUGGAUUAGAUUUUCCGUUAUGUCGCCGGAAUUCCGCCGGAAUCAAUUUUAGCCUUAAAUACCCAUUUUUGGAGUUUUUGAGGUAAAGCUUCAACCUUUAGGUUAAAAACUAUCGCCUUAGCUUAGUGUUAGUAGGAUUAGUUGUCAUAAACGUCGUUAGUAACGUCCCUGCAAAAUUUGGUUUUUGGGAUUUCAGUUUUGAAAUUUCUAAGUUAAAAAUCAUGACCAAAAUACCCCUGCGACAGUUUUCGAUCCGAUAAUUUUUCCGAGUUCAGAAUACCCUUAGUUACGGCUAAUGAUAGCAUAGGAACCAAGUUUGAUCGAAGAAAAAUCGAGCCCCAUAAUUACCUAAAGUGGCCGAGCCCUAUUAAGGGGGAGGAGGAAAAUUUCCUUUUCCGAAAACUUGUCUUUCGCGCUAGAUUAUCGUAC